Messenger RNA from Euleptes europaea (tarantolino), 484 nucleotides. RefSeq names its product small integral membrane protein 18 (gene SMIM18). The transcript has 2 exons. The record is from RefSeq and is a predicted model, not a curated record. Lineage: Eukaryota; Metazoa; Chordata; Lepidosauria; Squamata; Sphaerodactylidae. Bases 20 to 484 code for a protein of 154 amino acids.
UCCUCAGGGUAAGGGUCUGAUGCAAAUGAGCACAAAGGAAGCUGUCAGCUGCAUCCUGCUUCGGCCAAUAGAAGCAGAGCUCCAUCUUAGCUCUACCAGAGGCUGUAUUAAACAGCAGAUCAGCGCUGUUCCAGCACCCUUUCUGAAAAGAGAGCUGCAUCAAGGACAGAACCCAGAGGAGCCUGCAACUAUGGCAACCUUCAAUGCUACUCACUUGAACGAAACUGCACCCAUCUACCAGUACCUCGGUUUUCAAGUGCAGAAGAUCUACCCUUUCCACGACAAUUGGAACACUGCCUGUUUUGUUAUUCUGAUCAUAUUUAUAUUUACUGUGGUAUGCUUGGUGGUGCUAGCUUUCUUAUACGAGCUGCUUGACUGCUGCUGCUGUGCAAAAAAUAAAACCGUGAAAGACUUAGAGAAGGAACCCAAUCCUGUUAGAUCUUUGAUGGAAAGCUUCAGGAAACGUGAAACAGAAGUGGUGUAG